GCUUUCUGGCUUCUGCGUUUGGCUUUCUGCUUUCCUUCUCUCUGUUCUCUCUCUGGUCCAAAAUUCAAGCUCCGGUCUUUCUGGCUUCUUCGAUUGCCUUCAGUUUCAACGUUUCCCAUAAAUGCUUUUGGGUGAAGCUGAUGAAUUCAAUGAAUGGGUUCGGAUCAUAAAUAAAGAGAGAAAUUGUUGGAUUUAAUUUGGUGGGUUUGGGUGGAAGAAAAUUGGGUUUCUAAUCGAAUCGAGACAUUGUUUUCAAUCAAUUAAUGCGAUCUAACUCUCCUCUCUCUCCAUUUGACAUUGUUUUCACGGGUCUCUCAGUCGCAGACACCCUUUUUCUUCCUUUUCUCUUUUACCCUUUACGUCUCUCUCUCUAGGAAGAACCUGAUUCUCUGGGCACGAGGUGGGGAGCGCAGUGCUUUACAUUUCAGUGGCUUUUUUACAAAUCGCUUUGCCUUUAAUCGCUUUUACCUUUGUCUUCUUCUUCUCCUCCUCCUCUCUGAAUCUCCUCUGUUUCUGCUACUGCUUCUGCUUCUGCUUAUUUUCUGAGCUCUCUUCACUCCCGCAGAAAAAACGGAGAGAUAUCUGGCAAUCGAUCGAAGCAACUGAUAAAUCGUCGAUUUUCUCAUUUUUUUGCUAAACAAAUAUAAUAAAUAAAAUAAAAACCAAACCCCACUUUUUCGGUUCUCUUUCCGGCGACCUUUUCGUUUCGCUAAAUAGCCAUCGAUACCCACAAAAAGAAACAAAUGAUAAAAAACUAAACACGAAGCUUUCUCUCUCCUCUCGCUCUCUCUUUCUCUUUCCACACGUUGUUCUCGCCCACUUUCUUCUUCAGCACCCUUGCCUCCACCUCAUUACCCCCAUUCCAGCAUCUGGGUUCUGCUGUCUUUUCGUUUUCCUCACCUGGGUUUCUUCCAUUUCAUCGUUCUGCGAUCCAAGUUUGAAGAUUUUAGAGAGCUGAGCUCAAAAUUUGCAGAGAGGCGAAGGAUCUGUUCCUCGAGCUCAAUCAGACGGUCCAGAAUCCUUCAAAUUCCAGAUGUUAGUACCACCUGCCACCAAGCAUCGAGACGUGAGACGUGGAGGAGGAGCCACUCGCUUCAAGCAAUCUUCUGGACCCAGCAACACCACCACCAAGCUCUUUCCCAGUUUGGAUGGUGGUGGGGACUUUGUGCUCUCUGGAAAAUCAACGAAGAAAGAGAGGCUCAGAAAAUUGAGUGCUCUUGGUACUGCAAAAACAACGAGCUUUGGAGACUGCGAAAUGGGUUGCGACGUGCCUGACAGAGACGAUGAGCUCCCCACUAAGAGAUUUAAGCUUCCCAGAAAGUUCUUUGAUGAUUGCAAUGGCGUUGAUCUUGCCUCGGUUCCACGGAAGCUCCGAUCAGCAAUGAAGAAGCGCAAUCGUGAAUCUGCAUCUCCCGCCCGGUCUUUACCAAAUGCAAAGAAGAAACAAGGAGGCUCAGAAAUCACCAAAGAUGAGGAAGAAGUUGUGGAGACGUUGUAUGCUUUGGCAGGACUGUUUCCCAGAAACGAUUCAAAUGAUGAUAGUAAAGUAGACUCUGAAUCGUUAGAUGCAAAUGCUUCAGCUUUGCCAGAGUCAAAGGAGAGUUUGACAUCUGCAUUUGAAGUUGGAAAUGAUAAAUCGGGUUCAAACUCCCCCUUGAGAGCUACCAAGGCUGCCAGUCCAUCAAAUGUAGAAAGAUUAGUAAAAGAAAAUGAUCAAGUUGAUUGUUUGAACAAACCCAGUACUCAACAAGAGCCUGAGUCACCUAACAGCAGGAAAUCAAGUAUAAAUUCAGAUAAUUCAGUUCCUCAAAGUCUGAAUGUUUCGUCAUUGUCAGUGAAAGUUGAGGGGUGCAAUGAAAAGCAUGCUACAAGCAGUGCUGUCAACUUUUGCAUAUCUGAUCUAAACCUGGAUAGUUGCAGGUUAAAGCAGCCUGUGCAAGAGUUGUCCUCAAUUCCUGAGAGAAAACCAGUAAUAGCACUGGAGCUGAGCACAACUGUUGGGGCUCAAAUUGUACUGCACGAUAUGGACCAGGAAACAAAGAAAAAUGGUCCAGUAUUGUGGCCUGGCUUGUCUUCAAGUGUCUCUCAUGGUGCUAGGAAUGAUAGUCCAUCAUCAUUGUCACAGUCUCCUGCUGCUAAAAUUCCGCACUGGCUUGAUGCUGCCUUGUCUACCUCAAGAGCUUCGGUCCAAAAUGGUUCGUCUUUUGGAAAGGUGACUACUGUUCUCAAUGGUAGAAGGUCGUGUAAGAAGUGCGCAGCUCAUGUUUACAUAAGUCACUUAAUUCAGGCUUUACAAAACUCCGAGCGUAAAAAUAAGAUACAGCUACAGCCUAAUCAAAUGAGACCACAUGAAGGAUCAAAACAAGUGGCUUUUCUGGGAGUUAAUAUCAAUGCUAAAUCGAACAAUGGUUUAAACGGGAUUCUUUCUACUAGUAGUAUAGGUACUUCUAUUUCAGAAAAAAAUUCAACCGAAGCUAAGAACGGUACACUGCAGCAGAUGAAACUCCAUCAAGAUCAGCCACAGUUCGCCAUGGGAUCUUGGGCAUACACUUCACCAAAGCAGAGUAUUGAUUUCCUGUCAUUGUCAGCUGGAGGUUGUGGCUCAGAAAGUAAUAAUAGUUUUAGCAGAUCUAGAAACGGGAUGGAGCCAUCGUCACAAUCCCAAGCUACUUAUAUCCAUCCCCUCAUGCAACGUCACACACUCGUUCCUUUCUCUUUGCCCCCGUCUCAGUACAGCUCUUCCGCUCACCCUAACAAUCCUUCAGUGUCCCAGCAGGGCCAGAUGCAGCUAUCUCCAUAUCAUGGCAACCCAUUUUGUGGUCCUCAAGCAAGCCCCACAGCCUCGACAAAGCAGCAACCUCAACAGCAACAUCUUCAGCUCCAACAGCAUCAGCAGAGGCUUUGGGCCAAUCACUUAGCGGCUCAGUACAGGCCGGUGGGAACUUCAGCGCCCGCAGUUCAUGUUCCCGGUUGGCAAAAUGGAAGGCAGGAUAUGAUGCUGAUGCCAUGCAGCCAAGGUCUAAUGUCUCCAUCCCCUUCAACACUUGAACUUGUUGGUCCCAAGUACGCACCACUGUCUCAACAACAGCUAAUGGCUGUCACUUCAUCUUUUCCUCCCGGCAGGGUGAAACGACAGGAACACCACCUACCUUCUGUGUACGAGGAAUCUGGAGGUGGAUUUCGUGCUGGAAGUGCGAUGCCACUGCAGUUGCUCUGCAGCGAGCGCCUCUAG
Messenger RNA from Pyrus x bretschneideri (Chinese white pear), 3232 nucleotides. RefSeq lists its product as uncharacterized. The record is from RefSeq and is a predicted model, not a curated record. The transcript is spliced from 13 exons. NCBI's taxonomy places the organism in Eukaryota, Viridiplantae, Streptophyta, Magnoliopsida, Rosales, Rosaceae. The coding region runs from base 1034 to 3232 and encodes 732 amino acids.